Molecule: messenger RNA, 375 nt
Organism: Spirodela intermedia
Lineage: Eukaryota; Viridiplantae; Streptophyta; Magnoliopsida; Alismatales; Araceae
Source: the annotation of a GenBank genome assembly
AUGUGUAAACUGUCUGGCACACCUAAAGAUCCAAACUUGAAAUUGGGGUUCUGCGAGGAGGAUAGUUUAGUCGAGAAAGAGCAAUAUCAAAGAUUAGUUAGCAAACUAAUCUACAUGAAUCAUUUGAGGCCAGAUAUUACAUUUGUGGUGACGAUCCUUAGUCAAUUUAUGCAUGAUCCUCGGGAACCUCAUCUUCAAGUUGCAUACAGAGUAUUGGCCUGUUUAAAAGGUACAAUUGGUCAAGGAUUAUUAUUCAAAAGAAAUGGUAGAACCUCAAUGAAAAUCUACAUGGAUGUAGAUUAUGCAUGCUCAGUGGUUGAUCAGAGGUCAACCUUAGGAUAUUGCUCUUUUAUUGGGGGAAAUCUAAAGACCUAG